AUGAGAGAUGACAACUUGAAGAAAAGCAAGCUUUCAUGGCCGAAAACUCUCGUCAAGAAAUGGUUCAAUAUUAAGAGUAAAGCUGAAGACUUUCAAGCAGAUGAUGUUCUUUAUGGAGGUGUUGAUGAAGAGUGGAGGAACAACUACUGUUCAAAGAGGGAAGAAUGCACUAUCAAGAAAAGCAAAACAGAAAGAACAAAGAGAAGGCAUUCAGAAAGAUCGCGGCGAUGUAAGGGCGAUCACGAUGCAGGUCAUGUUACAGAUGUGAAUAACUAUAGAAUAUUUGUUGCAACUUGGAAUGUAGCCGGAAGAUCUCCUCCGAGUAAUUUGAACCUUGAAGAUUGGCUUCAUACUUCUCCUCCCGCCGAUAUAUAUGUUCUUGGGUUUCAAGAAAUUGUACCUCUCAAUGCUGGAAAUGUUUUAGGGACAGAAGACAACGGUCCGGCUAGAAAAUGGCUAGCUCUUAUUCGAAAAACACUUAACAGUCUUCCCGGAACAAGUGGUGAAUGCCACACUAAUUCACCGCUGCCUGAUCCUGUUGUAGAGUUAGAUUCUGAUUUUGAAGGAUCUAUGAGGCAGAAGGAAACCUCUUUCUUCCAUCGCAGGUCGUUCCAAUCCUCGAGUCGUAGUAUGAGAAUGGAAAAUGACAUGUUAGUACCCCAAGCGUGCCUUGAUCGCCGUUUCAGUGUGUGUGAUAGAAUGAUAUUUGGUCAUAGUACAGGUGACUAUGAGCCCAAUUAUAGAUGGGGUUCCUCGGACGACGAAAACGGGGAAUCUCCGGUUGUAGUGCAGUAUUCACCAAUGUCGUAUAGAGGCUGUGCCUCUACGGAGGAUAGAGAUAGACAGACAGAGAGCUCGAGAUAUUGUUUGGUUGCUAGUAAGCAAAUGGUUGGGAUAUUUCUAACUGUUUGGGUGAAAAGCAAUAUAAGAGACGAUGUUCGCAACAUGAAAGUGUCUUGCGUUGGCCGAGGGUUAAUGGGAUAUCUCGGAAACAAGGGUUCGAUAUCAAUUAGCAUGUCUUUGCACAAAACAAGCUUUUGCUUCAUAUGUAGUCAUUUGACCUCGGGACAAAAGGAGGGUGACGAGCUAAGGAGAAAUUCAGAUGUAAUGGAGAUUCUCAGAAAGACAAGGUUUCCACGAGUAAAUGGAAUUGGCGACGAGAGUUCUCCUCAGACUAUUCUCGAUCACGAUCGAAUAAUUUGGCUCGGGGAUUUAAACUAUCGGAUAGCCCUUACUUAUCGUGCAGCAAAAGCUCUUGUUGAGAUGCAUAACUGGAAGGUAUUGUUAGAGAAUGACCAGCUGCAUAUAGAGCGUGAACAAGGUCGCGUCUUUGAAGGAUGGAGUGAAGGGCAAAUAUACUUCCCCCCGACAUACAAAUAUUCAAACAAUUCGGAUAGAUACGCAGGCGACGAAAGGCAAUCAAAACAAAAGAGAAGAACGCCAGCCUGGUGUGAUCGGAUCUUAUGGCACGGUAGAGGCCUCCGUCAACUAUCUUAUGUUCGCGGGGAGUCAAGAUUCUCCGAUCAUAGACCAGUUUGUAGCGUGUUCUUAGCAGAAGUCGAGUCUGUUAGCCGUAACCGAAUCAAAAAAUGCUCUAGUUGCACCAGUUCAAGGAUCGAAGUAGAAGAGUUGUUGCCUCACUCACAUUCCUACAAUUACAUCAAUUUGCCUUUCUAUUGA
Messenger RNA from Lathyrus sativus (Indian pea), 1680 nucleotides. Lineage: Eukaryota; Viridiplantae; Streptophyta; Magnoliopsida; Fabales; Fabaceae. The record is from the annotation of a GenBank genome assembly.